AUUUUCAAAAAGCACUCAACAUCUCUACAUAUUCCGGUCCUGUAGCUGGUAUAUCACUUCAUGAAGUGGAAUAUUUUAUCACACUUGAAUCAUUAUCAGCAUUUAGUAGUAGCGUUUCGCGUUUUGAAGAAGCCAGACCGCGGAUUACGCGACGAUUUAUCUAUCGCACUGCGCAAGUUUCAGCAUGGCUUUCAAUAUAAACGAGCACCAGCAUGUUCGGUACAAUCCCCUGAAGGACGAAUGGGUGGUGGUGUCGCCUCACAGAGCCCUCAGACCAUGGAGCGGUCAAGUCGAGACGGCACCCACCGAAGAGGUGCCCCAGUUUGAUCCGAAGAACCCCCUUUGUCCAGGGGUGAAAAGGACCUCUGGCAAGGUCACCCCUAUGUACGAGUCAACGUACGUCUUCACCAAUGACUUUCCUGCUUUGCUUGAAGAAGGACCGGAACCUGAGGAUAGUGGUGAUCCCUUAUUUCAGAUGAAGGCUGCCAAAGGUACCUGCAGAGUGAUCUGCUACCACCCCCAUUCCAAUGUAUACUUUUCCAAUCUUUCAUUGAAAGAAGUAGUUUGCGUUGUGCAUGAAUGGAUCAACCAGUACGUAGAACUGGGCAAGAAGUAUAGCUGGGUGCAGAUAUUCGAGAACAGAGGAGCCAUGAUGGGUUGCUCCAAUCCUCAUCCUCACUGUCAGAUAUGGGCUUCGUCUUUCCUACCAAACGAGCCUAGGAUCAAGGACAAGAACCUUAGAGAGUACUUCAAGAAGCACAAGCGGCCUAUGCUUAUAGAUUAUGUAGAAAAGGAGUUGCUCAAGAAAGAAAGGGUCGUGUAUGAAAACGAAGAAUGGGUGGUUGUGGUACCCUUCUGGGCCGUAUGGCCUUUUGAGACUAUGGUGCUGCCUAAAAGACAGGUCAAGAGGUUCAACGACUUGGACUGCAAACAAAUAGAAAAGCUCGCUCAGACGCUCCAGGUGAUAGUGGCGAAGUACGACAACAUCUUCAAAUGCAACUUUCCGUACUCCAUGGGCUGGCACGGAGCGCCAACUGGAGAGCAUUUGAAAGAGAACCAAGACCACUGGACCUUCCAUGGCAUGUACUAUCCUCCGUUGCUGAGGUCGGCUACUGUCAAGAAGUUCAUGGUGGGCUAUGAGCUCCUCGCUCAGUCUCAGAGAGACCUCAGUGCAGAGAAGGCAGCUGCCGUGAUCAGGGACCAGCCGGAGAAAAGGUUCGCUUGAUAGUGGAGGACUCUUCAGUGGGUCAAGUGCGACGUUUAGCAUUUUCGGGAGAUAGAGUAUAUAAGUUGACAAACAAGAGGCUAGUGUCAUUGUUAUUUAAAAGUGAAUAUGAAGUAAUGUAUUUAUGUUAUGUGAAAGGAGUGACAAAGGAGAUACCUUUCUCUACCAUUGCUUCUUCUGCAACAAAUAACUGUUUGUCCCUAGAGUUCCAUUGUACACUGAUUUAUUUUUUAAGCUGUGUUUUUUUUUUAAAUUAAAUGAAAUAACGAUCACGA
Messenger RNA from Acanthoscelides obtectus, 1500 nucleotides. The record is from the annotation of a GenBank genome assembly. Lineage: Eukaryota; Metazoa; Arthropoda; Insecta; Coleoptera; Chrysomelidae.